Botrytis cinerea B05.10 is the source of this 1392-nucleotide messenger RNA. It is a transcript of the gene Bcsdh2, whose product is annotated as Bcsdh2. NCBI's taxonomy places the organism in Eukaryota, Fungi, Ascomycota, Leotiomycetes, Helotiales, Sclerotiniaceae. The record is from RefSeq and is a predicted model, not a curated record. The transcript has 2 exons. Gene Ontology annotation, molecular function: 2 iron, 2 sulfur cluster binding; electron transfer activity. Gene Ontology annotation, biological process: respiratory electron transport chain; aerobic respiration; tricarboxylic acid cycle. Gene Ontology annotation, cellular component: mitochondrial membrane. The coding region runs from base 272 to 1174 and encodes 300 amino acids.
GAAUAAAACCCUCUCUGAUUGGCUGAUCAGGUGAGGUAAGCGACUUUUGUCGGUAUUUCGGUUCAAGAGCAGUUUCGCCUUCUCCACAAGUUCUUAAAUGUAAUUGACAACUUUGUUUGUAAUUUUGUCUUGAUCCUUUGACAUUUCAAGCAAGGGCUCUCUCUCUCUAUCUUACCAUUGAUACAUACCACAUUGUAAUAAUACUCAAUUAUCCUUCGAACCUACUCGCCCUAUCCAAUUGACCCUGACAUUCCAACUCCACUCCUCCAUAAUGGCUGCUCUCCGCACAGGUGCCCGCAGUGCACGCGCGAUAUUCGCCGCAUCACGACCAGCUUUCAGAACUCAGAUGCGAACCAUGGCAUCAGUCGACAGCUCAGUACCUGAAAGUCCUACCGUUUCUCCAUCCCGUCCUGUCGAAUCUGCUUCCAAGACCUCCACUGUCAAGGAACCUGCUGCCGACUCGGAGUCUUUGAUCAAGACAUUCAACAUUUACAGAUGGAACCCAGAUGAGCCAACCAGCAAGCCCCGCAUGCAAUCUUACACUUUGGAUCUCAACAAGACUGGACCUAUGAUGUUGGAUGCGCUUAUUAGAAUCAAGAAUGAGGUCGACCCUACCCUUACAUUCAGAAGAUCUUGCAGAGAAGGUAUCUGCGGCAGUUGUGCAAUGAACAUUGAUGGAGUAAACACAUUGGCUUGCUUGUGCCGCAUUCCAAGAGACGCUAAGCACGAAACGAAGAUCUACCCACUACCCCACACCUAUGUCGUCAAGGAUAUUGUUCCAGAUUUGACACAAUUCUACAAGCAAUACAAGUCCAUUAAGCCAUAUCUUCAACACACCGACCCAGCACCAGAAGGAAAAGAAUACUUGCAAUCUAAGGAGGAUCGUAAGAAGCUUGAUGGACUUUACGAAUGUAUUCUCUGCGCAUGCUGCUCGACAUCUUGCCCCUCCUACUGGUGGAACAGUGAGGAGUACUUGGGACCAGCUAUCUUGUUGCAGAGUUACAGAUGGCUUGCAGAUUCCCGUGAUCAGAAGAAGGAAGAACGUAAGGCAGCUUUGGAUAACAGCAUGAGUUUGUACAGAUGUCACACUAUUCUCAACUGCUCGAGGACAUGUCCGAAGGGAUUGAAUCCUGGUUUGGCAAUUGCGGAGAUUAAGAAGGAAAUGGCUUUCUAAGAAGUCUUUAAAAAUGAUAUCAAUGAGGGGGCUUGAUGAGAUAGCAUUUCAGCAAUUGGUUGUGGUGUUUUGGGCGGUUAUUGCUAAGUCUGUUUGUGUAGAUAGGAAGUACAACAUGAAUUUAUCAGCACAAGUUUGGGUUUCGUCUUCAACAUUGUCCUCCAAGCCAAGCCAUUGUCCGUGAAUGCAAGUGAAAGAAGAGCCAUAAUAAACUCUCA